AGAACACGUGAUGUUACACUCGGCUUUGGCCCUCUGCCUCUUCCUGGUUGCAGUUUCUUCCAACCUUGCCAUUGCCAUCAAAAAAGAGAAGAGGCCUCCUCAGACACUCUCAAGAGGAUGGGGAGAUGACAUCACUUGGGUACAGACUUAUGAAGAAGGUCUCUUCCAUAUUCAAAAAAGCAACAAGCCACUGAUGGUCAUUCAUCACUUGGAGGAUUGUCAAUACUGCCAAGCACUCAAAACAGUGUUUGCCCAAAAUGAAGAAAUACAAGAAAUGGCUCAGAAUAAUUUCAUCAUGCUGAAUCUUAUGCAUGAGACCACAGAUAAAAAUUUAUCACCAGAUGGGCAAUAUGUACCUAGGAUCAUGUUUGUGGAUCCUUCUUUAACAGUCAGAGCUGAUAUAACUGGAAGAUACUCAAAUAGACUGUAUACAUAUGAACCACAGGAUUUACCAAUAUUGAUAGAAAACAUGAAGAAAGCAUUGAAACUUAUUCAAUCAGAGUUAUAAGAGAUUACCUCAAGGAGGUCAAAUGUCAUGAAGAUGACCUUCAGGUGAACUCACUAAUACUAAAUGUGCAACUAUAUGGACUCUGUAAUGUUAUCAUUUACAUUUUAAAUGUGAUUGAAAUAUUCUUAUGAAGGUAAAGUUAUAUUUCAAUAAAGGUCAAAA
Eptesicus fuscus (big brown bat) is the source of this 670-nucleotide messenger RNA. RefSeq names its product anterior gradient 3, protein disulphide isomerase family member (gene AGR3). Gene Ontology annotation, molecular function: dystroglycan binding. Gene Ontology annotation, cellular component: endoplasmic reticulum. The transcript is spliced from 7 exons. The record is from RefSeq and is a predicted model, not a curated record. The coding region runs from base 11 to 508 and encodes 165 amino acids. Lineage: Eukaryota; Metazoa; Chordata; Mammalia; Chiroptera; Vespertilionidae.